UCCCUCCGCCCCGGCCGCCAGCCUCGCUCGCGUGCGCGCUCCCGCCCCUUUCGCAAACUUCCCGGCCAGCCGCGAAGUUCCUCUUUUCCCCGCCGCCGCAGCAGCAGCAGAAGCAGCCGCCGCGCCGUCGUCCAGCGAUCCCUCCCCGGCAAGGAGCAGUUGCAGUGCGCGCGGCGCCUCCGCGAACCUCCGUCCCGGGAGCAGCAGCAGCAGCAGCAGCAGCAGCGCCGCCCAGGAGGAGCCCAGCCCGGCCGGAGCCGCCGACGCAAGCGAAGGAAGCCCAUCGGGGCCCGGGGGCCGGCGCAGAGUUCCGGCGGGCGGAAUGCAGCCCCUCCGGCGGGGACGGAGCCGCCUCCGCCGCUUCCCGGGCUUGCUGCGGCUGCUCCGGCUGCUGCACCUGGCCGUCCUGCCCACCUUGGCUGCAGGUUUGCGAUGCACGCAGCCUUCUGAGUCCUGCUUGAACGGUGGAAAGUGCGAAACCUAUCAAAAUGGAACAGGAGCUUGUCUGAAAAGGCGGGAAGAAGUAUGUGAAUCAAAUUGGUUCUUGGAGUAUGGAGGUUUUGCCCUCGAGAAAGCUGGCUUGCG
Notechis scutatus (mainland tiger snake) is the source of this 585-nucleotide messenger RNA. NCBI's taxonomy places the organism in Eukaryota, Metazoa, Chordata, Lepidosauria, Squamata, Elapidae. The record is from RefSeq and is a predicted model, not a curated record.